Molecule: messenger RNA, 2498 nt
Organism: Pyricularia oryzae 70-15
Lineage: Eukaryota; Fungi; Ascomycota; Sordariomycetes; Magnaporthales; Pyriculariaceae
Product: tRNA uridine 5-carboxymethylaminomethyl modification enzyme GidA
Exons: 2
Coding region: 150-2228 (692 amino acids)
Biological process (GO): tRNA methylation; tRNA wobble uridine modification
Cellular component (GO): cytosol
Molecular function (GO): flavin adenine dinucleotide binding
Source: RefSeq, a predicted model, not a curated record
GAGCCUUCAAAAAGUUCCAGGCGGGCAGCAGGGUCUUUGCCUAUACCCAAUGUUAGUCUUGGUAUGCCCAGUUCAGUAAUUUGGUCUCAAUCGUUUAUUGACAAACCACUGCAACGGCGCGUGGCCUUUUUUUUCAUACUUGGGGCACAAUGAUGGCGCCCAGCUUGCGGACUUCCGCGGGCAUUGUUCGUCCGGGGCGGCUCAUUCUCAGCGCAGCCUUUCGAGCAGGACGACGGCGAACGUUUGCGACUGUCUCGGAAAACGCAAGAUCUUUCGACGUCGUCGUCAUCGGUGGGGGACAUGCCGGAGCCGAAGCCUGUGUGGCGGCGGCCCGAGCCGGCGCGCGAACGGCACUAGUAACACCAAAGAUGGACAACCUCGGCACCUGCUCCUGCAACCCGAGCAUCGGCGGCAUCGGAAAGGGCACCAUGAUCCGCGAGAUCGACGCACUCGACGGCUUGGCUGGGCGCGUGGUUGACAAGGCCGGCGUGCAGUUCAAAGUGCUGAAUCGCAAAAAGGGCCCUGCCGUCUGGGGCCCGCGUGCCCAGAUCGACCGCGAGCUCUACAAAAAGCACAUGAGGGAGGAACUGCUCUCGUACCCGAACCUCGACGUCGUGCUCGACAGCGUCGACGACAUCAUCGUCGGCGAGAAUCCGGAUCCGAGUACCGGCGCCAAGGGCAAGAUCCAGGGCGUGAGGCUUGCGUCUGGGGAGGAGAUCAGAACAAACCAGGUCGUCAUCACGACGGGGACAUUCUUGGGUGGGGAGAUACACAUUGGGCUCGAGGCCUUCCCGUCAGGUCGCAUGGGCGAGGCUGCGACGUUUGGGCUGAGCAAAUCUCUGAGAGACGCUGGGUUCCAGCUCGGGAGGUUAAAGACGGGGACGCCACCGCGUCUGGACAAAAAGAGCAUCGACUUUGGCAUUCUUCAAGAACAUGGAGGCGAUGAGCCGCCGAUGCCCUUCAGCUUCAUGAACGACAGCGUCGCGGUCAAGGAUCAACUGCUGUGCCAUAUGACAUACACCAACCAAGCCUCGCACGACGUUGUGCGCGCAAACUUGGACAAGACGAUACACAUCCGAGAAACGGUUAAGGGGCCGAGGUACUGCCCGUCUCUUGAGGCUAAGGUAAUUCGCUUCCCCCAAAGAGAUUCGCAUGUAGUCUGGCUUGAACCGGAGGGUUUCGAUACGGAUGUCAUCUACCCGAAUGGCCUAUCCAUGACUAUCCCUGCCGCGGCCCAGGAAGAACUCCUGCGGACAAUUGUCGGGUUGGAAAACGUGAAGAUGUUGCAACCCGGUUACGGAGUGGAAUACGACUACGUGGAUCCAAGAUCACUCAAAUUAUCACUCGAGACAAAAGCCAUCUCGGGCUUGUUUUUGGCUGGCCAGAUCAACGGCACUACCGGCUACGAAGAAGCGGCAGGACAGGGCAUAGUCGCGGGCAUUAACGCCGGGCGCGCCGCAAUGGGUCUGCCAGCAGCAACUUUAACUCGCGCCGACGGCUACAUCGGCAUCAUGAUUGAUGACCUGGUCACAAAGGGCGUCUCGGAGCCCUACCGCAUGUUCACCUCACGAUCGGAGUUCCGCAUGUCUACCCGCGCCGACAACGCCGACUCAAGGCUGACAGCCCGCGGCCGCGCCUGGGGGGUAGUGUCAGACUCGCGCUGGGCAAGCUUUGAAUCUGAGCGUGAGCAAAUAGCCGAAUUGACCGAAGUGUUGGCCUCAGUCGCACAGGGCGCCGAGUCUUGGCAACGCGACGGUUUUCAAUCGGUUCGCUCCUCCAGUAGCCCCAUCAACGGGCUCGAUAUUGUUCGACGUGGCGUCGACAUUGCCUCGGACAACGGCGUGCUCGCCAAGAAGUUUCCAAAUCUGCACAAAUACCCGCGCAGAAUAAGGGAGCGCGUGGCCGUGGAAGCGGCGUAUGCCCCCUACGUUGAGAAGGACGUGCGAAUACGCGACCGGGCCUUGCGGGACGAGGGGCUGAUUCUGCCACCCGACAUCGACUACGACACCGUUUCGGGCAUCAGCAUCGCAGAGAGGCAGGCCCUAAUGGCGAUCAGACCCGAGACGAUGGGUCAGGUCAAGAGGUUGGAGGGCAUGACACCUGCGGGGGCCUUCAACCUGCUGCUGUACCUUAGGCGGAACCACGGGCAGAAGUCCGAAAGCAGUCGCAUUGACUGGCCAGUGAAAGAUGUCGUCGCGUUCGACGAUGCAUUUCCCAUGGGGGGAUAGGCCAGUUCUCUCUAGCAGGCGCACGUGUCUUGCAAGCUAGAGGCCGGCUUCUUGUUAACCUCAAAUCAAACGUGAGUAGGGUUGCACCCUGCUCAAGGGGGCGUGUGUGUGUGGGGGGGGGGGCGGAGCUUGUUGUGUAUAAUUACGACCCAUGAGACAAUUGUAACACCAUGUAACGACCAUUAUUUGUACAUAGUAUAUGCUGAGCUUAGAGCUAGGUACCUAUAGAAACCAUGUAAUCCUACGAAAUGCUAGCUCUUUAUGGCUAUC